Molecule: messenger RNA, 7150 nt
Organism: Vespa mandarinia (Asian giant hornet)
Lineage: Eukaryota; Metazoa; Arthropoda; Insecta; Hymenoptera; Vespidae
Gene: fra
Product: neogenin protein frazzled
Biological process (GO): cell-cell adhesion
Cellular component (GO): membrane
Molecular function (GO): protein binding
Source: RefSeq, a predicted model, not a curated record
AAUUUUCCCCGUAAGUAAAUUCGCUAAGUAAUUUUUUAUCGAUUGAUUCUCGAACUCGUGUUCACAUAUGGAAACGUAAAAAUUCUAUAUCUCGUUCAUAUUUAACGAUAAACUGGGAGAUCUCGUGUCGUAUCGCGUCGCGUCGCGUCAAGUCGCGUCGCGUCGUGUUGUCUCGGUAGCGAAUAAAAAUUCUCCAAACGCUCUUGGAACGUUCCAAGAGGACGAUGGUUAUCCAAACGACGAUCGUGUUUCGAAAGAUAUACGAACUGUACACAUAUACUACAUAUAUGUAUAUAUGUAUGUAUGUGUGUAUGUAUGUAUGCGCGUGCGCGCGUAUAUGUGUAUGUGUCUAUGUAUUUGUAUGGAGUUAGAGUAGAGAACGACGAGAGACGUAAGGACUUUGCUCUAAAUUUAUGGGAAAAGUCGAGAAGAAGAAGAAGAAGAAGAAGUAUGGACAUAGAAGUAGAAGUAGAAGAAGAGGAGAAAGAAGUUUCUUCAAAGAGGUAAUCGCGUUGGCUACCGAGUACGUGCUAUGCCACCAUUUUUGCACUCUUUCCGUGUAAAUAACAAACAUUGACGGUCGAUAAGGAAUCUUGUCUGCAUGGAAACCGAUCCAAUACAUCUAUCGUACCUGAUAACGCUACGAGUAUAUUGAAACGGACUAUUUAGUAAGAAAUAAAAAAGAAUUAAUGAAAAACGUUAAAGAGAGAAAAAAAAGAGAAAGAGAAAGAAAAGAAUGAUAAUGGAAGCUUCGUAUUUCGCGGUGUAAGAAAAGUUAAAAAAAAAAAAUAAUAAAAAAUAAGAAAAGAAUAAAACAUAUAGAAGAAGAAAAAAUAAAGAUAGGGGAGUUUCCUAUUUUGUGGUGUAAAAAAUAAAAAAAAAGAAAGAAAUAACAAAGAAAACUAAAAAAAAAGGGGCAAGAAGGGAUGAAGAUAGAAGUUUCAUAUUUCGCGGUAUAAAAAAUUGAAAAAAGGAAAAAAGAAAAGAGAAAAAAAAUUUAUAAAAGAAUAAAAAAAAAAAGAGGAAAAAAAUGAAGAUGGAGGCUUCGCAUUUCGUGGUUUGAAAAAUUAAAAGGAAAAGAAAAAAAAUAAAAGAAAUAAGGAUGGGAGGUUUCGUGUUUCGCUGAGUAAAAAAUUAAGAAAAAAACAAAAACAAAGAAAUAAAAAUAAAAAGCAUAAGAAAAGAAGAAGAAGAAGAAAUAAAGAUGGAGUAUUAAUAUUUCAGGAUAUUGUAGCUAUCAACCGCGAUGUAACACUUGAGAUUUAAACGAACCCAAAGUUGUUCACCGUAUUCUUUCCUCUACUUAUGAAAUUAUUCACGGAUCUCGAUCCCGAUAGCCAGUUAAACUCUCCUUCUCUCUAUCUCAAUUAUGCUCGUUAAUUUAUCUCGAUCGUGGGAACGAUAAUGAACCUUCCUACGUCGUCUACCUAAAUCUAACCUCUUCGUUACCAUACCGUUGAUUAUUUUUAGUUUCUCUCGAGUAGAAUGGGAGAGGAUGCAAAAUGGAGAUAACACGUUUACAUGAACCCAUCAGUAGGAGUAACGAGAAAAGGAGUAAACGGCGGAGGAUUGUAUUUCACCAUCGAGCCGCAGGAUGUUGUAGUCGAGCAAGGAGGAUCCGCCAGAUUGGAUUGCGAAGCGAAAAGUAUUUUUGGUCAGCCUACGAUACAGUGGCGAACGGACGAUGGCACGCCGAUUAAUUUUAUCGGGGAAAACUAUCGAUCGCAGCUAGCAAAUGGAUCCUUGUACAUAAAUAGCGUAUACGCCGGUAGUUCAGAAUUAACUGGAAGCUAUCAAUGCCUAGCAUCCGUAGAUGAUGUUGGAGCUAUUGUUUCUCGAACUGCAACGAUCAAACUUGCAAGUUUGCCUGGUUUUGAGAAAGAACCCCAAGAUACUAUGGUUUAUCCAGGACAAAUAGCCUAUUUGAGUUGCACACUUCCGGCCUCAUCUAGCUUAUUAAAAAUACAAUGGCUCAAGGACGAACGGCCUAUGAUACUCGACGAAAAUCGUAUGACGAUUAUGCCGUCAGGUGCUUUGGAGAUAGACGAUGUACAGAUUCAGGAUAUCGGAUCGUAUAGAUGUAAUGCAAGUGGUUAUGGACAGUACCGUUUAAGUAACAAAGCGCAAUUAGGGCUAUUAACUAGUGACAUCGACCAAGGAUCCUCACCGCCGAUUUUUAUUGCGCAACCUUCGCAACAAGUAGCCGUUGAAGGUUCCACUGUUACUUUGGAAUGCGCUGCUAAUGGCUAUCCUAAACCUACAAUUUUUUGGCUGAAAGAUGGUGUGUCUAUAGACUUAGGAUCGUUCGACUCUAGAUAUCGUAAAAUAGCCGCGUCAAGUCUAAUGAUCACUGAUCUUAAAGAAGCAGAUCAUGGCUCGUAUCAAUGUCGUGCCGAAAAUGAGGUUGAGACGUUAGAUUCUGUUGCCGAGAUCAUAGUUCAAGUUCCGCCAAAGUUUAUUAAGAAACCGGAAGACAAAAUAGCCAGUGAAAGUCAAGAUUUAGAAUUUGAAUGUGAGAUUUAUGGAAAACCAGAACCAAAAGUUACGUGGUUGAAAAAUGGAGAACGAAUUACUGUUAACGAAUAUUGGCAAAUAAUUAAUGGUAACAAUCUUAGAAUCAAUGGCCUUCUUGCGAUAGACGCUGGAAUAUUUCAGUGCAUAGGAAUAAAUCCUGCUGGUAGUGUCCAAGCAUCGGCACGACUUACUAUUAAUCAACCUAAAAAAACAACUGCUCACAAAGCAACGACUCCAAAGUCCGUCCCAAAAAAAAAAUUACUGUAUCGUCCUUUAUAUAAUAAAACAUGGCAACAUCCUAGUACACUCUUAGGACACACGUUAUCGGCAUUUACACCAAAUCCUCCGUUAUCGAUCAGUCCUUCCGAUGAUCCAACCGAUCUUCCAGGAUUGGUUAAAUAUCCUAGCUCCCUUUACGAUCCAGAUACCCAUUUUGUAGAUGAUACAGAAAGCAUCGAGUCGAUUGAAGGCAGCGUACCAUCCGCUCCUAGAAAUUUGAGCUUAAUCAUCGUUACUGCAAGAUUCGUCACUUUACGUUGGCAAGAACCAGAAAAUACAAAUGGCGAUAUUUUAAAUUAUUACAUUUAUUAUAAACAGGAAGGUGUACAAAGAGAACGUGUUGUCAACACUCAAAAAUUAGAGGCAAUGAUAUCAAGCUUACAGCCAAGUAUGACUUAUCAGUUUCGAAUAGUUGCUCAAAAUUCAAGAGGUCCUGGUGCUUCUAGUGAAGUAUUACAAGUGACCACUCAGUCUGAGGCAAAUGUACCAGGACCACCGAUGAAUUUAGAAGGCCAUGCAACUAGCAGUGCAAGCAUUGCUUUGUCGUGGGACGAACCGCAAGUUAUUAAUGGACGUAUUUCUAAAUAUAUUAUCACAUAUACAGAGGGAGAUGUCGAGGAAAAAACACGUGAAACCACAAGUACAACGUACGAAUUGGUAGAUCUCGUGCCUUAUACAGAAUACAGUAUUAGAGUUCAAGCUGUCAAUGAAAAUGGUCCUGGUGCAUAUACUAGAGACGUUCUAGUUCGAACACACAGUGCUCAACCUACACAACCACCCCAUAAUGUUACAUUAGAAGCAGCUAGUUCAACUAGUAUUAUCGUAAGAUGGGAACCACCGUUGGACGGUCAAAAUGGUAUUAUUACCGGUUAUAAAAUUCGAUAUCGUCGACACGAUCGUCGUUUCUCACCAAAUUCAGUUACAACCGAAGGAAAUCAACGUUUGUACGUGAUUACUGGCCUCGAAAAGCAUGUCAUAUAUCAAGUUCGAAUGUGUGCCUUAAAUGUUAAUGGAACUGGACCUUGGACCGAAUGGAUGACUAUAGAAACAUAUGAGAAUGAUCUAGACGAGACUAACGUGCCGGGUGCACCUAGUCACAUAAGAACAAAAUCUAUGGCUGAUUCUAUAUCGCUUUGGUGGAAUCCACCGAAAGAUCAGAGUAUUAAAGUUAGAGGAUAUAGAAUUGGUUGGGGUAAAGGAUAUCCUGAUGUUGAAGAUCAAGUUCUUGAUGGAAAACAACGAUUUUUUACUAUUGAAUCUUUAGAACCUACAACGGAAUACGUUAUUUCUAUAAGAGCAACAAAUGAGGCUGGUGAAGGUCAGCCAGCUUAUGCAAACGUAAGAACUACAGAACGUUCUGUAUCCGAAUAUGUUGUGCCUUUAAUACCACCGGUUGGUCUUAAAGCGAUCGUUUUAUCAGCAGCUACUGUAGUACUUUAUUGGACUGAUACAACUCUCCCAAAAAGCCAAUAUGUAACAGAUAAUCGCUAUUAUGUCGUACGUUAUACGUCAUAUCAUCAUAGCAGCAAUCCUCGUUAUAAGUAUUACAACGCCACUGAUUUAAAUUGUAUGAUAAAUGAUCUAAAACCUAAUACACAAUACGAAUUCACUGUUAAAGUUAUCAAGGGAAAAAGAGAAUCACCAUGGAGUAUGGUAGUAUUGAAUCAAACUCAGGAAGCUGCACCGAGUUCUCCACCAAGGGAUUUAAGUGUUCAUAGUGUCGAAGAUCGACCGACUUCAGUAAUUUUACGAUGGCAACCACCUAAACAGCUAAAUGGACCAAUCACUGGAUACAUAAUCUUUUAUUCUACGGAUAAUAAUAAAUGGGAUCGUGACUGGUUGAUCGAAGCUGUGAUUGGUGAUAAGACAGAAUUUGUAAUAAAAAUGUUACAACCAAGUACGACAUAUUAUUUCAAGAUUCAAUCACGUAAUUCGAAAGGAUAUGGACCAUUUUCGACAACAGUUUCAUUUAAAACACCGCAAAGCAAUGGCAUUGAUAUCUAUGAUGAAUUGCAUGUUCGAGAUGACCGUGGUCUAUCCAAUAUAUUGAUCUACAUUACAGUAGGUUGUGCAGUUAUCCUGAUUACUGGUGUAGCAGUGGUCGUUGUUGUAAUGUGCUGUAAGCGUAAUCCGGAUUCGCCGGAUCGAAAGAAAGGAUAUAUGAAAGAUGCGAAUCUAAAAACAAAUAUUAAACCACCGGACUUGUGGAUUCAUCAUGAUCAAAUGGAAUUAAAAGCUCUUGAAAAGUCUUCUAUCAAUGGUGAAGCAUCUACGAGUGGUGUUGCUAGUAAUACUUUACCAAGAUCAGGAAAUCAGGAGUAUACUCAAGAUAAUGUACAUGGAAAUUCCAGCUCGUUAGACAAGCGCACAUAUGUACCUAGUUAUAUGGGUAACACUGAUGAGAAGUGCUCUACCCUGAGCAGACAGCACAGUCGGGGAAGCCACAAACCUAAACUCAUAACACUUCCUGUCGACAGUGCACCUGUACAUCAGCCUAUAGCAACUGCAACACCAAUUGUCAAUAGCAGUUUGUCACAGCCAACAAUACACAGUACGUGCACGGAUGCUCCGUCGGUGAGACAAAAUUAUCCACGUACCGUGGCACAAUACAGUUUAAGCCGAGCGCACAUCACGUUAGAGCCAACACCAGAAUCGAGUCCAGAUUCUUGUAAUAUGCCAAGUUCUUACGAACCUCUACAAAGUCAAUUACCAUAUAGCCAAAGUGGACAGUCAUACAGUGGGAGUAGCCAGUAUGCUUCCAGUCACUAUGGCAGUGGUAAUCAGCCUACUAGUAGUGCUACGGCGUUAGAUAGUAGCACUAGUAAAAGGCUUCAAGGACACCCAUUGAAAAGCUUUAGCGUACCAGCACCUCCUCCUCAAUCUGCUCCUUCUACCCCAGCACAGCAGAAACACGGAGUAUCACAAGUAACGGUAAGACCAACGAUGUCUGGUAGUCCGUAUAAAAAGCCUCAAGGGUCUACGUCGCAAUUAGCGAAGAACCGAUUAGCUUCGGUUUCUAAUCCAGCACAUACUUCCGAGGAAGUAGAACGAUUAAAGCCUUCAUAUAGCACAGAAGAAUUGAAUCAAGAGAUGGCCAAUUUAGAGGGUCUAAUGAAAGAUCUAAAUGCCAUAACAGCAUCUGAAUUUGAAUGCUAAAGUAGUAGCAGGUUCCUAAAUUUUGUGUGCCAUCCGAAUUGGAUAAAAAACAGUAUGACAACGCAUUCUCAAUGUUAGUACUCGAGAGAUCAAUUUACAAUGAUGAUUGCGUUAUGUUGUGGCUUUAUAUCGGAGGUUUGUCUUAUGUGUAUUUAAUUAUCUUUCCUUUUUUUUUUUUUUUUUUUUAAUUUUUUUUUUUUUUUUCGUUUCCCUUUUACUAUUUCCCUUAAGUAUGUAUGUGAUUGACGAACGUCGAUGAACGACGUGAAUAACAGUUACUUAAAUCGGGCAAUUAAUAUGCUUAUCAGUGACAAGUUAUACGAAUUAUUAAAUAAUUAUUUUCCUAGUCGACAAUUUUGUUUGUCUCUCCUGUACUAGCAUUGUUUUGUUUUUUUUUUCUAUUUUUUUUUGUCUUUUUUUUUGUCUUUUUUUUUUGUCUUUUUUUUUUCUGAGUGAAACUCAAAGUUCGUACUUGCCAAUGUAUUCCAACACUGUCGUGCAUUGUAUUUAUUAAGGACGUAAGCAUUUCAGUGUUGUGUUAUAAUAUCAAAGUGCCCAACGUGAAAAAUCUACGAACAAUCUAUUGUUUAUUUUAUUUUAUUUUUCUUUUUUUUUUCUUUUUUUUCUUUUUUUUGUUUGUUUGUUUGUUUUUCUCUCGUAACCUUUAGAGAAAUGUUAUUUCGCUGUGCGCAUACGAAUAAGGACGUAGGAUAUAUAGUAAUAUAAAUAAUUGGAACCUUAUUAUCGAGAAGAAGGUUCACAUACAUUUGUUUAUAAGAAAAUUUGAAAAUCAAAGUACAAUAAUUCAAUUGAAUCGUACGAUGGGUUUAAGAGAAACGAGAGUAUAGAACGUUCAAAUUGUGGUACGGAUUGACUUUCGGUUAUAAUUCUUUUUUCUCUUUUUUUUUUUUUUUUUUUUUUUUAAGACGAUACUUGUAAUAAUGUUACGAUAUAAACGAUGAUGAUCUUGCCUAAAUGUGAAAAGAAAAGAAAGGAAGGAAAGAAAAAGAAAAAAAGGACAACGCUACAAUUUAAUGUCACACGAGUUUGACACAAGACAGGUUUUUUUUUUAUUUUUUUUAUUUUUUUUGUUGUCAUUUUUAUAAUUACCAAACUGUCAUAAACUCUCAUUCUUCCAACCACGAUAUACAUACAUGCAUAUGUGCAUCUUUCGAUCGCAUAAAUUUAGCAAUUUAAAAAA